AUGCCUUAUUUUUUUGCUCUCCAGCUAAUUACAUGUGAAACUUUCGAUCAGGAAAAUGUAUAUGCAUAUCUUUUAGCAUGGAUAACCUUUUGCUUGCAAGAAAAGAAAAAGGAAAAGAAGGAUAAAGGAUUAAAUAAAAAUUUCCACGUUUUCAGCGGUCUUCAGACGGAAGUAAUAACCGUUCAGAUGCCGUUACCCGUUUGCAAAUAUGAAGUGUUAACCGAUGGCCCUGAUGGUGAGCCAGUCAAAUAUGCAUCUGUGGGUCAACUGGUUUACCACAAGUGGUCAUGCACAACUCCAGAAGGUAAUCCAGGAGUUUAUUGCGCAACAAUACAUUCGUGUACCGUCGAAGAAGAUGGUGGACGAGAGGUACAGUUGUUGGACGAAAAUGGUUGUACAGUUGAUAGAUAUUUGUUGGAUAAUCUUGAAUAUACUUCCGAUUUGACUGGUGGGCAAAUUUCACAGUUUCACUGGUUGAAUAAUGCUUCUGUAAAAAUAUUCAACAGUAUAGAUGAUAUAUGUAGGCAAAUAUGUGCAAUUGUCAAACAAAAUAAUAUUUAA
Messenger RNA from Enterobius vermicularis (human pinworm), 561 nucleotides. Lineage: Eukaryota; Metazoa; Nematoda; Chromadorea; Rhabditida; Oxyuridae. The record is from the annotation of a GenBank genome assembly.